AUGAAUGGCUCGCAGACGCUGGAUGCCAAGCACGUCCUUCGCCCCUUAUCUCCUCAUCUCCCCGUUUACAAGCCACAGCUUAGUUCGACGUCUUCAAUCUCCAACAGAAUCUCGGGGGCUUUCCUGACGGCUAAUGUGCUGGCUUUCUAUAUGCUUUGUCUGAAGACGGGUCCUCUUUGUCUCACCUUUGAGAACUUCUACCAGUUCCUAUUCUAUUCGUCGAAGCUCACCCUAGUCUCAGCUGAGCUUGCUGCCUUAGCCAUGUCCUAUCAUGUGUAUGCUGGCGUUCGCCAUUUAUUGAAGGAUUUUUCGGGGGUUUCCUUGAAGAGAUGA
Molecule: messenger RNA, 333 nt
Organism: Linum tenue
Lineage: Eukaryota; Viridiplantae; Streptophyta; Magnoliopsida; Malpighiales; Linaceae
Source: the annotation of a GenBank genome assembly